Molecule: messenger RNA, 801 nt
Organism: Rodentolepis nana
Lineage: Eukaryota; Metazoa; Platyhelminthes; Cestoda; Cyclophyllidea; Hymenolepididae
Source: the annotation of a GenBank genome assembly
AUGGCGUCCUUCGAUGAAGUGAACGGCGCCUGCGAAUACCUUCGAAAGAAGGUUUCAUUCAAACCUCAAGUAGGCUUGAUCUGCGGCUCAGGAUUGAGCAAACUUGCUGAUGGCAUUCGGAACCCAAUUGUGAUUCCCUAUGAAGAAAUUCCUAACUUUCCUAGAACCACAGGCGAGUUAUUUGCUGAAGGGGCACAUUGGCAAUCUGAUAUUUGGUACUAUGGGUGGAAAGAGUGUAAUAUAACUUUGCCAAUUCGAGUGAUGAAAUUGCUGGGAUGUGAGUACCUGAUUGUUACCAACGCCACGGGGACAGUUCAUUUGAAUUACAAUGUUGGCGAUUUAAUGGUGGUGAAGGAUCACAUCAGUAUUCCUGCUCUAUGCGGCUUCAAUCCCCUCUGCGGUGCCAACGAUGAGAGAUUUGGACCACGUUUUCCAGCUCUGUCUGAUGUUUACACAAAGGAGUUACGACAAUUGGCCCUCAAGGUUGCCGAUGAGAUGGGGAUCAUGGAUAUCAUGCACGAGGGUGUCUACCUCUGCGUCAGUGGUCCGACAUACGAUACUCCAGCGGAGGAUCGAGUUCUUCGUCUACUGGGUGCUGACGUCGUGGGCAUGAGUUUAACAGCUGAAGCAAUUGUGGCCCAUCACUGUGGAAUGAAAGUGUUGGCUAUCUCGCUUAUUACUGAUCGUUGUAGCUUCGAAAACGGCACGCAUACGUCAGAUCACGAGGAGGUGCUUAGAGCAAGUCUAGAGAGCAGUGAAACCAUCACCUCGAUGGUGACUCAAAUUCUGGGGAAAUUGUAA